Molecule: messenger RNA, 4910 nt
Organism: Copidosoma floridanum
Lineage: Eukaryota; Metazoa; Arthropoda; Insecta; Hymenoptera; Encyrtidae
Product: ATP-binding cassette sub-family C member 4-like
Biological process (GO): transmembrane transport
Cellular component (GO): membrane
Molecular function (GO): ATP hydrolysis activity; ATP binding; ABC-type transporter activity
Source: RefSeq, a predicted model, not a curated record
CCCAGUGAUCGAGUGUUGAGUUGCUAAAAAGUGCUUGAUGAAUCGCUCUUAUUAUGGACAAUUCUAAAUCGACGAGUAAACCGAAUCCUGCAGAACGAGCCAAUCCAAUAUCGCGCAUAACAUGGUGGUGGACUCUUCCAAUAUUCAAAAAAGGCUACAGCAAGGUCUUUGGAGUGGACGAUUUGUACGACCCAAUAAAGACAGAUGAAUCAAACGUAUUGGGCGACCAACUGGAAAAGAGAUGGAUGCAAGAAGUCCAAAAGGCAAAAAAAGCCAAUCGGCGACCGAGACUUAUCAAAGCCCUUUUCCGAACGUUUCUCUUCGAAAACGCCAUGCUUGCCCUCCUCCACGUGCUCAACCAGUUUGUUCUAAAUCUAGGCAUUCCUCUUCUGUUGGGUGAACUUCUCAAGUACUACAAACCUAAACCGCUCAUCACGUACGAUGCGGCGUUAAUGUACGCAGCUGGUAUCGUCGGGGCCAUUGCCACCGCAAAUGUUACUAUGAACUACAGCCUAUACGGUGCUUUUCACGUAGGCGGAAGAAUCAGAAUAUCCGUUUGUUCGCUCAUCUACAGAAAGGCGUUAAAACUCAGCAAGACAGCAUUGGGUGAAACGGCGCCAGGGAAAAUAGUGAACCUCCUGGCUAACGAUGUCAACAGAUUCGACAUCAUCAUGAAUUUCAUCAACUACAUGUGGUCAGCUCCACUACUGACCUUGUGCAUCGGCGCCAUCCUGUACAACGAGUCCGGAUACGCUGGAGUCGCUGGAAUUGUUGCCAUAUUUUUGGUUGUACCUAUGCAAUCUUACUUGGGCAAACUGUCGUCCAGGUUCCGUUUGCAGACUGCCAUCAAAACUGACGAGAGGGUCCGUCUGAUGGACGAAAUAAUCUCGGGGGUCCAAGUGAUAAAAAUGUACGCGUGGGAAAAACCAUUUUGCGCUCUGGUUGGACAAGCGCGCAAACUCGAGCUGAAAGUCGUCAGGAAAAGCGCGUACAUUCGGGGUAUCUACAUGACGUUCAACAUUUUCACCACUCGCUUGGCUUUGUGGUGCAGUUUGAUGGUGAUGCUGCUGCUGGGCGACACCCUCACCGCCGCCAAAGUGUUCGUCUUCACCUCGUACUUUGGUAUGCUGUCUCAUACCAUGACCGGUAUGUUCGUGCGCGGCUUCGCCGAAAUCUCCGAAUGUUCGGUCGUGAUCAAAAGAUUGGAAAACUUUUUGAUGUUUGACGAAUUCAAAUCGGGCAACGUGGCUAACGAGCUGCUGCAACCAACUAAGGACGCAUCUUCGAAGCAGCCUGAGGAGCAACAACAACAACAGCAGCAACAGUUUUCGCGAAUAGAAGAAAUCGAACAUUACGACAACGGCGUGGACGGCAGAAGGACGCACAACAUGAUCAUCGCGGCAAACAACCAGGACAACCAGUUGGUCCUCGCUGUUCCGAACAACGAUGACACCUACGACGUGCAAUUCGACGACGUAACCGCCAAAUGGAACGAGCACUCGUCCGACAAUACCUUGGAGAAUAUAAACGUUAAAAUCGAGCCGGGCAAGCUGUACAUAGUCAUCGGUAUGGUCGGAUCGGGCAAAAGCUCGUUACUCUCGACGAUCCUCGGCGAGGUCAACGUACUGCGGGGUAACGUUAGGGUCAAGGGUACCAUCAGCUACGCGGACCAAGACGCUUGGGUCUUUGGCUCGAGCGUCCGGCAAAACGUCACCUUCGGACAGGAGUUCGACCGACAAAGGUACCAAAGAGUCGUCAAGGCUUGCGCUCUGCUCAAGGAUUUCAAGCAGUUCCCGCAUGGCGAUCAGACCAUCGUGGGGGAAAGGGGAAGUUCGUUGUCUGGUGGUCAAAAAGCCAGGAUCAAUUUGGCGAGGGCAGUCUACAGACAAGCCAACAUAUACUUGCUGGACGAUCCUUUGAGCGCGGUCGAUGCACACGUCGGCAAGCAUCUGUUCGAGGAGUGCUUGCAAAAAUACUUGAGGGGUAAAACGCGCUUGCUAGCCACUCAUCAGCUCCAAUACGUGAAGGCCGCCGAUUCCAUCAUACUGAUGGAUCAAGGAAAACUGUCCGAGUACAGAGAUUACCACGCUCUGCUUCGAGAACAUCCGGAGUACAGUUGGCUUAUCGCCGAGGACAAAGAAAACACACCCGUCACGGAGGUUCCCAACGAAGGAGUUUUUUUGCAGCGUCGGUUCUCCCGUAUGAGCACGAGAAGCGACAAAUCGGAUAUGAGUAACUACGACGAGGUGGAAGACCACGAGCAGCAGGAAGUCGACAAGAUUGAAAAAACGACCCGCGGAGUCGUCAAGGGCAGUUUACUGUUCAAUUACUUGAGUAUCGGUGCGAAUCACUUUUUCGUUGGUGUCGUUAUAAUUUUGUUCGCGACGACCCAACUGAUCGCUAGUUACAACGAUUACUUCAUCAAAGACUUCGUGAACGCCGAAGAAUCGCGAGCUUACUGGGAUAAGAACGCCUCUACCGGGGAGUUUAACAAAAGUUCGACAAUCCUCGACAAAGACAGAAUCCUUCCGCAGCAUCUGUACAUCGUGAUAUACACCAUUAUUGUCUUUGCCGUUUUCUUGGUUGGCAUCACGCGGUCUCUGACUUUUUAUACAAUCAGCUUGCGGGUGAGCCAGCGUCUCCACGACUUUGCGUUCAACGCGCUGGUUCGUGCGAGCAUGCGGUUCUUCGAUACCAAUGCCAGUGGCCGGAUUUUGAAUCGAUUUUCCAAAGACAUGAGCGCCAUUGAUGAGUUGUUGCCGAAAGCCGUGAUGGAUGCCAGUCAGAUAUUGUUGCUGGCGUUAGGUACGCUCGUUGUCGCUUGCAUCGUCAAUUUGUACUUUUUGGUUCCUGUGGCGGUUAUUGGUUUCAUUACUUACUGGAUAAGAAAAGUUUACUUGAAAACCAGCAAAAACGUCAAGAGAUUGGAAGGAAUGACUCGAUCGCCGGUAUUUACGCACUUGAAUGCAACGCUCAACGGAUUGUCGACGAUUAGGGCCUACGAGGCGCAGACAAUUCUCAAGCAAGAAUUCGAUAAUCUUCAAGACAUGCACACUUCGUCGUGGUACAUGUUUAUCGUUGCAGGAACUGCCUUUGGUUUUUGGCUGGAUAUGUUUUUCCUGUCUUUCACGGGAAUCGUCAUAUUUAGUUUUUUUUUCUUCCAAAACGUUUUUUCUGGAAGUGAUGUGGGACUGGCUAUCAGUCAAGUAAUGACAAUGUCAACGAUGAUCCAGUGGGGGAUGCGGCAAUCGUCGGAAGUGGAUAAUCAGUUGAUGGCAGUCGAGCGAGUGUUCGAGUACACGCAAAUUCCACCAGAGAAAAAUGUCAGAGACAAGGGGGUGAGGACAAAACAAAUGAUCAAAAAAGCUAAACUAGAACCGGUCGACACGUCAAUCGAAGUACCCAAGAACUGGCCGAGUCAAGGUCUCAUUCAAUUUAAACAAGUCUUUAUGCGAUACAGCGAAGAAGAUGCACCAGUACUCAAGGAUUUGAAUAUAACGAUUUAUCCAACUGAAAAAAUUGGCAUCGUGGGGAGAACCGGUGCCGGAAAGUCAUCUCUCAUUUCAGCCCUAUUUAGGCUGGCGAUAGUUGAAGGUGACAUCGAAAUUGAUGGAAUAAACACUGGAGUUAUUGCCGUGGAAGAUUUAAGAAAGAAUAUUUCAAUCAUUCCACAGAGCCCAGUGUUGUUCUCUGGUACGUUGCGGCGUAAUUUAGACCCAUUCAAUGAAUUCUCCGAUCCCAUCUUGUGGGACGUUUUGGAAGAGGUUGAGCUCAAGGAGGCAGUGCAAGCAACUGGUAACGGUCUGGAUCAUAAGGUAUUGGAUAGAGGCUCGAAUUACAGUGUAGGCCAACGCCAGUUGAUCUGUUUAUCCCGAGCCAUUCUUCGCAACAGUAAAGUAUUGAUGCUGGACGAAGCCACUGCCAACGUUGAUCCGCAAACGGACGCUUUGAUUCAACGUACCAUACGCACCAAAUUCGCCAAGUGUACCGUAUUGACGGUAGCCCACAGACUUAACACCAUAAUGGACAGCGACAAGGUGCUGGUGAUGGACAGGGGUUGUGCAGUGGAGUAUGAUCAUCCAUACGUGCUAUUACAAAAUAAAAAUGGCGAAUUUACUUCUUUAGUGCAAGAAACGGGUAAGGCAAUGUAUGAGCAACUAUGCAAAGUAUCGAGAGAUGCUUAUAUGAAUAGACACGAAGAGACACAAUUAUAAAAGUAAAAUUUCAUGCGAAUAAAGUUGAAAAGGAUAAAAAAAUCAUACGACAACUUGUAAUGUAUUAAUUAAAAAAUUGUACAUACUUGUUUUAUAGGCGAUUUUUUAACAAGCAUGAUUAUACUUUAUCCUUUAAUCUUAGAAUAAGUAAUAGUUCUAAUAGAUGCAAUGCAUCUUUUUCUAACGUUUGUACAUAAGCAAUAGUUGUAAGCUUAAGUAUGUAUCUCAUAUUUUUAUAGAUGAUUACUAAAACUUGUCCACAAUACUAGAAUGGUUCGCUCGUUUCGUCUGAAAAAAUAUGUUAGCAUAUGUAUAAAAUUUCUUAUUACAAGGUAAUAGUAGUUCACUCUAAAAAUUAUUUAUAGUAUGAAAUCAUGAAAAGACCAAAUAAAUCAUACGUAUUAUAUGUAUAUUAGAUUCUGAAGUGUGUGAAAAAUCAUAUGUUUAAGUGGUACUGUGAAAUAAAAUUGAUGUGAAUAUCUGUCUUUGUCACUUUUUACUGCACGAAAAAAUAGACUGCGGUCGUUCGAUGGAGACAACAGUCCCCUCCAAUUUUUAAUAUGCAAAUUGCAGCUUUGUACAAGGCGCUGUGUGGUUGGCAGAAACAUUGUAUCUUUAUAAAAAAAUUAAUAGCAACGAUGAGUAAAAAACGCUGUCAUUAUAAUGUACUGUGCUAUUCUUACGUCAACGCGAAUA